Messenger RNA from Megalobrama amblycephala (Wuchang bream), 1545 nucleotides. It is a transcript of the gene emc8, whose product is annotated as ER membrane protein complex subunit 8. The transcript is spliced from 5 exons. The coding region runs from base 266 to 874 and encodes 202 amino acids. Lineage: Eukaryota; Metazoa; Chordata; Actinopteri; Cypriniformes; Xenocyprididae. Gene Ontology annotation, cellular component: EMC complex. The record is from RefSeq and is a predicted model, not a curated record.
GAUCGCUUUGGGUCCUAACAGAGACCCGAUUUAGAAGGAGCACCUCGAGGGAGGAUCUGAGUUGCCACCACUCUGGUUAAGGCUGGGCUGUUCGUGUUCAUAUCAAAUCUAGAAUGGAGGUUGUGUUUGACGUGUAGUAAAUAGGCGAAUAGCGUGUUCAAGGGAGUUUAGAGACAGUGCAUCCACUGUAAACACUACUUGAUUAAUUCCCAAGUAUCACGAUAUCAAGAGAAUAGGGCAUUUGAUUACAGUAAGAUCUGUAAACAUGUCCUUAAAACUGACCUCUCAAGCGUACUGUAAGAUGCUGCUGCACGCUGCUAAAUAUCCUCACUGCGCCGUGAACGGGCUGCUGGUGGCUGAGAAACACAAAAAGAAGGACAGCCCGAGAGAGUCAGUAUUGUGUGUGGAUUGUGUUCCUCUGUUCCACGGGGCUCUGGCGUUAGCUCCCAUGCUAGAGGUGGCACUCACAUUGAUUGAUACAUGGUGCAAAGAGAACAAGUAUGUCAUUGCUGGCUAUUAUCAAGCAAAUGAGCGUAUAAAGGAAGCCAGACCAAACCAGGUCGCUGAGAAGGUCGCUGCCAGAAUCUCAGAAAACUUCAGCGAGGCUGCAAUGAUCAUGUUGGACAACAGCAGAUUCACCAUGGAGUGUUUUGUACCUGUUCUCUUCAUCUAUGAUCACCAUGACAACAAGUGGAAGUGCAGAGAGCCAAGCACUGACUGCUUUGAGGAUUGGCUAGAGGCGCAAAAGAUCACAUCGGCUCUUCUGGAAAACAAAUCAUACGAGAGUCUUGUAGACUUUGACAACCAUCUGGAUGACCUACGAAAUGACUGGACCAACCCUGAGAUCAAUAAAUCUGUCUUGCAUCUAUGCUGAAGCCAUCCAGAGGUCCUGUCCACCUAACCAAACCAUUGAUGCUUAAAUGGGAUGCAUGUCUGAUCUGUAUUCAGUACUGUUAGUGACAUGGCCUCUCUCACUGAGCAGAAGGAUUUACAAAAGCCUAAAUGGAACAUCCCAAGUGCUGCAUCCUCAUGUUUGAAAACACUGAGGUGACUCUAAGAGUCCAUUGUCACAUGUUUUUUACUUGUUUUCAUCCAGUAGUUUGUAUAAUGUAAGAUUCAUGUGGAUGCUACAAGAGAAGUCCAUUACAUUUAACUUUUAACUAAUUAAAUAAGGUAAUUUUGUUCCCCUGUUUUGGUAAGAAGCUUUAGUUUAAGUUACUGUUGUUGUUGUUGUUGUUGUUUGUUUUUAUUAACUACUUAAACUGCUCAAAUGAAAAUGUUUUACUUAAGUGUAGAAAUUAAUAUAUUCCCCCAGAGAUUCCUUUUAUGUUACAAUAAUAAUUUGAUAAUGGUGAAAGAAUAAAUAUUUUUGGCUCUGAAUUUGCAGUACACAAAAGGAAUAGACUUUAGGUAUGAGGUAUUGAUGACUUAACAUUAUAUAAAAAUCUUUGAAUGUCAUUGCUGCUUGUUUUGAGGAUAGCACAUUAAAUUUUUUUAUGCAAAACAUUUUAUGGUUGAAAAUAAAGAAAAAAACAUAUUACUACA